AUGGCUGAUCCGCUCUGCCAGCCUUCGCCUUCGACCACCGCCCGCUUUCACAGCCGUUCAACCAACUCGUGGCAGAUCCUCGACAAUAAACACACCCCGCGCAGCUCAGUCAUAGGACAAGCUAGUCGUUCAGUCCCGAUUAUUGGCACACGCCACUGGCUUAGCUCUCCGCCGUCUACCGUGCGCUUUUGUCCUUACACUCGCUCUUCACAUGCUGUCACUACUUCGAUUGUGAACACUCCAAACCUACACGUUUUCCAGACCAACGACUGGUCUGCGCUCAAGAUGACCCUCUCGCCGUCGACUCCUCUCACUCCGAACCGACGCCCGGUUCGCGCUCAAUGA
This is a messenger RNA of Phanerochaete carnosa HHB-10118-sp, 345 nucleotides long. RefSeq lists its product as uncharacterized. The transcript is spliced from 2 exons. The record is from RefSeq and is a predicted model, not a curated record. Bases 1 to 345 code for a protein of 114 amino acids. NCBI's taxonomy places the organism in Eukaryota, Fungi, Basidiomycota, Agaricomycetes, Polyporales, Phanerochaetaceae.